Dicrocoelium dendriticum is the source of this 1092-nucleotide messenger RNA. Lineage: Eukaryota; Metazoa; Platyhelminthes; Trematoda; Plagiorchiida; Dicrocoeliidae. The record is from the annotation of a GenBank genome assembly.
AUGGCCGACAAAAAGUGGUUGGUAAAACUUGCUUAUUCGCCUUAUAUCUUCGUCAUAUUAAUCGUCGUAAACCUAUCACUGCAAGCAAAUUCCUGCGAUCAUGUUCAAUGAAAAUAGUAAAAUUCGUGAGUUAUAGAGAAAGAAUUUUGGGCUAUUUCUGUUCGAUGGGAAGAUUUCGACAGCUUUCCGGCAUUAAAAGACGUUUUGAAAAAGAUGAAGCACGGCAUAGAAAUCCCGGAGGAUAUGUUCAAAAAAUUGUGCAGCAUUUGGAAGAUUUGGUAGUAAUCUUUUUUCUAUAUUACUCCAGUGAAGAUGAGCAAAAAUUGAAAGUAUUUUCCUCGGUCAAUUACCCAUUUACUUGCAUAAUAAUGCUUCCUCCUUUAACAUCUCUUCAGCAUGCGAAGUUCAUCGACAUGCUAUCAGAUUCUUGCCUUCACGAAGAGUUUCACAAAUUGUCGCUGUCUGAUUUCUGGUGUAAAAUGAAGGACGACUACCCUAUAAUAGCGAAGACAGCUGUCGCUUUGCUGCUCCAAUUUGUCACCACUUAUCUGUGUGAAAAAGCAUUUUUGCAUUACACCUUUGCAAAAGCAAAGUACCGCAAUUAAUUUGAUGCUGAACCCGAUAUGAGGUUGCAACUUUCCUCAAUAACACCAGACAUCAAACAAGUCAGCACUGCAUGCCAUAAACAAUUUCAUCCCACACAUUUUGCACUAAUGUACUUCGUUUGUUCUAUCUACAUUCAACAGCAUUCAUUUGUUACUAACCUUAAUGAACACCAGUCUUCAUUCAGUGUACAGCAACAGACAUUUCCAUGACACUGCGCCUCACUUUUAUUUUAUUCAAUCCUAGUCCGCCGUGCGAGGCUCUACUAAAAAGAGGUCUGCGGACCAAAAUGUUUGAGAAACACUAACACAGUGGUUUCAACCUAGGUGCUUCUUGUCUCUCACUUAUUCCUCGUUCUGUAGGUCGUCGUGGUUGUACGGCGGCGAAUCAUCAGUUCAGAUGGCCGAUGUACUGCUGUUUUUGAUGAAAAUAAUGAUGCUAGGAAUAUAUUUUGUUUCUUAUUUCAAUGUGAAGAUUGAUCCAACCUGG